AUGGCGAACAUUGCCAAAGAUGGGGCAGCUAUCCAAGCGUCACCAGAAGCAAGGAAUGUCGACGAUGCAUGGUCGUACCUCAAUCGUCAUCAAGAUGAAGAUUCGGACGGAUAUGCUGUAGACAUAAACGCGUUGCGUCGAAAGGUGGAUUGGCGCAUUGUGCCGCUAAUGUUUGGCUGCUACACCAUGCAGUUUCUCGACAAAGUCAUUCUCAACUACGCAGCCGUCAUGGGCAUUCAGAAAGACCUUCGCCUUGUCGGCAACGACUUCUCGAAUAUCGCAACCUUCCUCUUUGUUGGAUUACUCUGCUUCGAAGUUCCCAACAUUUACUUCCUCCAGAUGAUCCCUGCAGCGAAAUGGCUUGGUCUAAAUGUCAUUCUUUGGGGCGUCGCAACAGCCAGCGGUGCCGCAGCGACCUCCUACCGCACUCUUCUAGUCUCUCGAGUCUUUCUGGGAAUUUUUGAGGCCACCAUCGGACCAUCCUUACUACUCAUUAGUUCACAGUGGUACUCCAAAUCAGAACAAGCGCCGCGUUUCUCAUUUUGGUAUUGCGGCCUUGGAUUCGGACAAAUUAUUGGUGGUGCCAUCUCCCAUGGUUUUCAGCACGUAGCACCUGGAAGUGGACUCGCUGGAUGGCGAGUUAUGUUCAUCACUCUCGGAUGUGUGACUGUAGUAAUCGGGCUGGCGACGCUCCUGCUUGUCCCAGAUACACCUAUGCAGGCACGAUGGCUUACUGAUAGGGAGAAGGUCGCGCUGCUGAAGCAUGUUAGCGUGAACAGGACUGGCAUUCAGAGUAGGACGUUCCAGCCCAGACAGAUCCUGGAAGCGUUGGCUGAUCCACAAUUGUAUCUAAUGGUUCUCGCUGUCAUACUGCUCUCCGUAUCCAGCGGUGUCGUAACCACCUACUCCGCGACUCUGAUUCGCAACCUAGGCUAUACGCCCAAACGUGCAGCUCUCAUGAACAUGCCCUCCGGUGUAAUCAGCAUCUUCUUCACCCUCCUCGUCGGCUUCGGCAUCCGCAAGCAGUCCAACCGCUGGCUAUGGAUCAUCUGCUGCAUCAUCCCCGCCAUCCUCGGUGGCGCGCUGAUGUCCUUCCUUCCCUUAUCCAACCGUCGCGGCUGUCUCGCAGGAAUUUACCUCGUCAACGCCGUCGUCGCACCGCUGCCUGUGCUCUACGCCUGGACCGCAGCCAACGUGUCUGGAGCCACAAAGCGCGCCUUCGCCGCUGCGGUUGUGUCAGGCUCGUUCAGUAUUGGUAAUAUCAUCGGUCCUCAAACGUUCCAGGCUAGAGAUGCGCCGACCUAUCGACCUGCAAAGCUGGCGGUUAUGGGCACGCAGGCUGGUUGUGCGGUGGUCACGGCAGUGCUGUAUGGGUACUAUCGGUGGCAGAACAAGAGGAGGGAUAACAAGAGAGGGGAGGUGCAGACCGGCGAGGAAGCUUUCAUGAGUAAAGAGGCGUGGAACACAGGAACAGAUAGAGAGGAUAGCGAGUUCAGGUACUCGUACUAG
This is a messenger RNA of Boeremia exigua, 1509 nucleotides long. Its product is annotated as major facilitator superfamily transporter. Gene Ontology annotation, biological process: transmembrane transport. The record is from RefSeq and is a predicted model, not a curated record. NCBI's taxonomy places the organism in Eukaryota, Fungi, Ascomycota, Dothideomycetes, Pleosporales, Didymellaceae. The transcript is spliced from 4 exons. Gene Ontology annotation, cellular component: membrane. Gene Ontology annotation, molecular function: transmembrane transporter activity. The coding region runs from base 1 to 1509 and encodes 502 amino acids.